AUGUUCUCCAAAGCUAUUGUUACCCCUACCGGUGUUAUCGCUGGCAAGCUGAGGCUCCGAUUCCGUGGACUGUUCCAAAAAGUUCACGCUAUCCAGGACGUCGACGUCUCGGUGCCCACGACCGCUGCGCCACUUCCCAAAACCGACAAACUCCCCGCCCUCGCCUCCACCAUCAUCGCUACCGCCGCCUUCGCUAUCCCUCACUCCUCUCAAACCUCUCAAACCUCCUCUUCCGAGUCCGAAUACUCCAACGAACUUUCCGAGGUUUCUUCCCAGACUGACAGCGCGAGCGAGCCGUCGACGAGAGAGUUCCCCGUCACCCCUCGCCAGUCUCAGUCUCCUCAGAGUUCCUACGACUUCGACUCGGUCCCGUACGACAACAACUAUGAGGCGUCGGUAUUCGAAUUUGGUGGUGUGGCAUGUGGAAAGGAGUAUCAUAAGGAAUUAGACGAGCUCGAUGGUGAAGAGCUCGAGGGUACCGGUAUGUAUGCUCAGUCCGUCGAAUCGUUUGAGGGUGAAUCGGAUUCGCUUGGUGUGGGUGCUUGGUUCGGCGGGGCCUGCGAUGAGGAGGAGGAUGAGUACGAUGAUGACGACUACGAGUACGAGGACGAUGGUGUUGUCGAGGGGCUUGUUGAUGAGGAGCCCGAUGCCGAUACCUAUGUGAUAGAGCCUGUGUCAGGCUAUUAUCUGGAGGUGAAGUGUGUUAAGCUGAUUAUUGGAGAUAUGGUUCGGGUCGCGCCAGAGUGCCGUCCGGGUCUUCGAGCGAUUAUACCGGAGGUCGUCGGAGCUGUUGCGGGUGUUGACUAUUGAUUUGGUGGGGGUGUGGGUGUGUGGUUCUGAGAUGUCUCGGAGAUGGUUCACUGUUUUCAUGUUUCGCGGCUGGUUUCAGACUUGGACUUGGGACUCGGAGACUCGGAGUGGCCCCAGGGGGUGUGGGGUGCCACUCCAAGAAAAUGAUGCUAAUUCCUCAGACUUAGUGAUACAGAUACCCAGUGGCUACGAUACGUACGACCUCGACUUCUACUUCGACUUCGACUUUAGCGACUCGGCAACAUCUCGCCACACAUAUCCGUUCCUCUAUAUUCUCAUCCCGCCUACCCAUUCACCACUAUACGAUCCGUCUCGACCUCGAACUCAACGACCCAACAAUGUUACGACACACAUAUUCGCCUAUCGACAAUCCUCGUCCCACCGACAACAUCUUCAUUCUACAAGCACGACCUUGCGAACACAUUCAAUAACCAUCCCUUACGACCGCCAGGAAACCGAUGCGAGAAGGGAGUGUUCGGGUAGGAAGCAAGUAGGAAGAAGCAGGGAUGGUUCACUUGGGAUGGUGAUUCGGGGUACGGGGAGAUGUCAUGGUGUUCGGUUGGGGAGUAGGGCGGUGGGAAUGGAGAAGCAUCACUGGGACUCAACAACCGCGCCGGUACAAACACUACGAAACGGACGCGAGAGGAGAGUGUUUUAGUGGGAAGGAAUAGGGAUGGCGCAGUUAGGAUGGAGGAUUAGGGGCAGGAGGAGACUUCGGAGAGGCACCUAUCGACACCGUUGGUGACGGGUUGCGCGACCCCACCAACGUCCACAGCACCUUUCCUCCUUCCUUGUACUUUCUCGAAGAGUAUAGUCAUCUACUCACGCGCCCGAGCUCGGUGUGGACUAGCCAACAUAGCCAGAGGCCUCCUUGAGAGACCAGUAACUAUCGGCCGGUACCACACCAGCUCGCGACAAAAUAUCCGGAGGCGUUGAAGGUUAUUGGGUUUUUUUGGGGUCAUCGAGAGUUCGCGAUUGUUUGUUUUCACUACCGGUCACCCUGUUUGUUGUCUCUGCCUGGACUCAGCCCUAUGAGUAACGCCAUAUACCCAAUUCAA
Stereum hirsutum FP-91666 SS1 is the source of this 1868-nucleotide messenger RNA. RefSeq lists its product as uncharacterized. The transcript is spliced from 2 exons. The coding region runs from base 1 to 810 and encodes 269 amino acids. The record is from RefSeq and is a predicted model, not a curated record. NCBI's taxonomy places the organism in Eukaryota, Fungi, Basidiomycota, Agaricomycetes, Russulales, Stereaceae.